Molecule: messenger RNA, 1827 nt
Organism: Coniophora puteana RWD-64-598 SS2
Lineage: Eukaryota; Fungi; Basidiomycota; Agaricomycetes; Boletales; Coniophoraceae
Product: alpha beta-hydrolase
Exons: 5
Coding region: 597-1724 (375 amino acids)
Molecular function (GO): hydrolase activity
Source: RefSeq, a predicted model, not a curated record
CUUCUCACCGGUCACCCCUCGCUGAUUUCAUGAUCACCUUAAACACAGACAACAAGACCGAUAACGGUCUACAAAGAAGUGUUCGAUUCCGGAGCGUACCUUCAACAUCUUCUGUGUUCGUGGAGUUGAGAUUAAGCGCUGAACCGUGUUCGAGGGCUUGAGGUUAUAGAAACAAGCCGUGUUUCCGCGUCUUUACCGCAGGUAUAACGCCAGCGUCAGCAUCCUUACGAAGACCAAGCUUUUUUGAGGUUGUCUCGUCAUCAAGUGAUUCAAUGUUUCUUCAACGCUUGCAAAGCCAGGAUAUACUGCGUGCGAGAUACUGAGUUUUGAGUAAUAACGGGCGUCACGAUACUGAAGCGUCCAAAACUCGGGCAUCUGGGACGAUUGAGUCAUGCAUUUGAUGAGGACACGCCGAGCGAUUCCAAAAUCUCAAGUAUACUAAGAAGUGAAUGUGUGGCCGAACAUUACGACUUCGAAUCCCGAGUCGUUCACGCAUAUAUAUAGGGACCCCCCGAUCCAUAUGACUCUACGUUCACACCUUGAGGUCUCUUCUCACCGAAGAUCCUCCCCAUCAUCAUCCUCAACUUCAUCUUCUCAUGAGCGCCUCGACAUUCACUCGCCCCUCCUGGACUGCCGAGAUUGAGGCGGGCACCAAGGCCAUCCGGGAUGCCUUCAAGGUCGCUCCACCCCCUCCGCUCGGAACUGCCAAAACGCCGGCACAGCGCGCUACGCUCCCAAACCCGGCGACGAUCCCCGAUGGCGUCGUUAUCAAGAGUAUCAUCGUUGUCCCGCACGGCGUGGAGUUCGCCGACGAUGGUUCGGGCAAGGCGGCCGUGAGGCUCCCCGAGAGCAUUGCGCUCCCGAGUCAGCUGCAAGACGCAAGGAUCAGCCCGGAGGCCGUGCCUGUUUUCACUUAUGAGCGUAACGGGAGGGCAGCGGCGGUGCAGGUGGAGACUAAUGUGAUCUUUUGGCUGCAUGCAGGCGGCAAUGUCUCUGGCCACCCUGCCGACUACAACAUGCCGUGUCCGCAGUGGGUCCCGACGAUCAGCAAGGUCGCGGUGGGCUUCGACGGUGUGAUCUUCGCGCCGUCGUACCGCCUCGCUACCACGCUGGAGAACACGUACCCCGCGAACCUGCAGGACAUAUGGCACGCGUACCAAUACGUCCUCGAGCAAGGGUACCAGCCUAAGAACAUCCGCUUUGUGGGGGAGAGCGCCGGCGGGAACUCAGUGCUCAUUCUCACCUACCUCCUCCACCUCCUUUCCAAAACCCUUCCACACAGCAUCGCCGCCUUCUGCCCCGCCGCCGACCACGACUACGUCCUCUCCCCGUACGCCGCGGCCCAGGCCGACGCCGAUAUCUUCCCCAUCGGUCUGCACAGGGGCGGCUCGGACCUGUGGCUCCUCGAGCCUGGUGCAUUCCCGCCCGAGUCCCUUCCGUCGCGCUUCCAGGGUGUGCCGCCGCGCGAUCGUAAGGACCCGCUGAUCUCGGCGAUGUACAUCCCCGUCAAGGACAUCGCGGGCUGGCCGAAGACGUUGCUUGUCACGGGCACGGCGGACCAGCUCGUCGAUCCGUCGAGGUACAUUCAUGAGGAGGCGGGAGGGGAGAGUGGCAAGGUGCAGCUGCUUGAGGUGGAGGGAGGGGUACAUGGGUUCUGGCAUUUCCCGUUCUACGGAAAGGUGAGGGAUGAUGCAUGGGCGGCUGCGGUGAAGUUCAUUCAGUAGGCGAGCCUAUGGAAAGGAAAGGAAGCUGUUUUGUUAUUUGUUGAAGACUGUAAGCAGUUACUGAAAUUUGUACCAUUACGAUUGAUAGCAUGUACUCACAAUU